AUGGUGCAAGUGAAAAAGUCAAAGCUUUUAGCAAUAAUCACAUUAUUCGCCGUUAUGAUGUUUUUAAGCAACUGCUAGAAGAGCUACUAAACUUUGCAAUACGUCAAAGCAGAUGGUAUUUACUCACUCAAAGCAGAGUUUUUCAGCAGUGUACUUUAAGUGCUGUUUCCAAAAGUGUUGGAAUAUGUUAGAAUAAAUUUCUUUCAGAAUAGGUCAAUGGAGGACUGGAUUCCAUUCUACGUAUAUCGAAUGAAAGAUUCGACAUCUAUGGAUGACUCAGUUUACUUGAAGUUAAAGAUCACAGAUUUUAACAUAACUUCAAUGAGUUAUAGUACUAGUCAAGAGUCCUCUGGCAUUUAUCUUAUCGAGUCCAUUCAGAAUCUCAAGUACUAUGUGCAGAAUAUAGAUUUGAGAGCAGACUUUAACUUGCAUGUCAAUUUCACAGGCUUAGUUAAUGAUAAUACUUACUUUAUUCAAGAGAUUCAGGACUAGGUCUAUCACGGAAGUUUUUACUUGACAGAGACUAAUCUUUCAGUAAGCUAAAAGUUCAACGUCUCCAAUGAUGGAGAUAUCAAAGUCUACAUUCCUUCAUUGAGUUUUACAGUAGCACCAGACAAAGUUGACCUUAAGUUCUAAGAGGAAAGCACUUGUGAAUUCAUAAGAUCUGUUAGCGGGUCUAUUAGAAACUUAAAAAACUUUGCAUUCAACAACUCAAAUGAUAUCGCAAUUGAAAAUAAAGACCAAAUUCAAUAAUUUCAUGAAAUGGCCACUUAACUGCUCACUGAAUUAAUAUAUGAGAAUGAGUACUUUAAGGUAGAGACCAAAUUCGUUAAACCUGAUGUGAUACCUUAGAAUCCCAUUAUUAUGGCUGAGUAUAUAUCCUACAUUAAUGAUGUCAAUAUCAGUAUUAAGGUCAACGAAUCUAAGUAUCUGAUUGAUAAUGAGAGAUAUGAUGAUGCUUAUUUACCAGUAUUUGAUACUAAUGGGAUGGAUCUUUAGCUUAUAAUAUCAGAAUAGCUAUUAAAUAAGAUAAGUACUAUAAUAUUCAACACUACAGUGUAUGAAUAAGAGAGUCCUUGGAUUAUUGAAUCGGAUUAAAUCUACUUUUAAAAUGCAAAUUAGCAAAUAAUAAACUAAACUUGUACCACAGAUAUCCUUGAAAUGAUGCUUCCUGGAAUUACUAAAGACUAUAAAUCAGGAGUUAAAUGCUUUAUGCAAGGAAAAUUAAAAUCUAUUGGGAAUUUCAACAUCAACACUGGUAGAAUUUACGCAAAGGAUUGCGUCACAGCUGAGCUUUUAGUUACAAUUUACACUAACAUUUCAGCAAAAGAUAUGCCAACACUAUUGAAAUUCGAAGUAGACUUCUCAACUAUCUAUAUUUAUGUAUGCUUACCCUUUCUAAAUCUCUACGAUAAAUACCUGAUUACAAACAUCUUACCAGAUUAUACUUCUGAAGCUAUCAUCAAACUUAUGGUAGAUUAUGUAAAAAAAAAGAUAAUUGAAGAGAUAUUUGGAAGUAGCAAGAUCUUCGACUUCCCUAAUAGUGAUUUACAUAAAGUAGUGUCUAGAUUAUUAUUUAUGAGCCUUUGA
Molecule: messenger RNA, 1590 nt
Organism: Stylonychia lemnae
Lineage: Eukaryota; Ciliophora; Spirotrichea; Sporadotrichida; Oxytrichidae
Source: the annotation of a GenBank genome assembly